Cyphomyrmex costatus is the source of this 942-nucleotide messenger RNA. RefSeq lists its product as uncharacterized. Lineage: Eukaryota; Metazoa; Arthropoda; Insecta; Hymenoptera; Formicidae. The transcript has 3 exons. Bases 181 to 795 code for a protein of 204 amino acids. The record is from RefSeq and is a predicted model, not a curated record.
ACAAAUAUGUUACUCAACAAGUCAUUUAACUAAUAUUCCUAAAUUUAUUACAAUUCCUAAAUUUAAUGUAUAUCAGUAUCAUGUAAUUUUUGAAAAUACAAAUGUAAAAAAGAAAAAGAAAAAGAAAUUAAUUAGAAGAAAAUUUGCCAAUAUCGAGUGCUAUAGAAUUUGCACAAGAAAAUGCCGUGCGAUGGUAAAAACCCAAAUUGUGAUAGAAGACGUGAUUUACUAGCGCAAUUAAAAUGUUUAAUCAGUUCAAUGGAUAGAAGGAAACCAUGUGAAUGGGACGAGCCAUCUCGUCCACCAAUAGUAUAUUGUCCUAAGAGAUUACCUUUAUGUACUCCACCUUACUGUGAAUCUAUUAAAUCAUGUAAAUUCUUUGAUUUUCGAGCAAGCAUAAUGUAUAGAUGUGAAUGCAUCAAAAGAAAUGGUUUACAAGAUAGAUGCAUGAUGUGGAAUUGCAUGGGUAGACCAGAGUGCAUGACAAAAUUGUAUCCAAUUUGUGAAUCCGGUUACACCGCCUUAUUGAAGUUAACUGAUUUGGGUAAUAUGGAUGCUGCCCUUAGAAAAUUCUACUGCACGGACCAAGCUAGAGAAGCAGCUCUAGCUGCGUAUUGUAGAUUAGCUUGUGACAAACAAAGAGUUUUUUGUGCUUCUGAAAUGUCCAAUACAAGAAGCGUAUCAAAUGUCAGAAAUUAUUCAGACAGCAAUGAUUUUGCUUCUUCUUAUCGAUUUUGUAUACCAUCACCAUAUGUAGUAAAUUCUUGCGAUAUGUGUUGUACACCUUGCAAUUAGAGAAAUCAUCUCAUAUAAUGCACUCUUAAUAAACCUAUAUUCAUACUUGCUAAUCUUAACUGCAUUCGGGGAGAUGCUAUUUAGCACUAUUUGUGUUAUUCUAUCUUCAUCAUCUAUUAGAUGUGAAACAAGGAUAGUAUGAUACAA